AUGUCCAUUCUCUCACUCUUGCUACGCAUCAUCUCUUACCCGUUAUUCAUCCUGCUUCAUCUCUCAUUCAUCGUCUCUUCCAUUCUACUGCGGACAUACGAAACCUUCACCUCUCAGUCCACCUCUUCGGACCAAAUACCAACUGAAGGACAAGGAACACCACCGAAACAUCUAGCUUUGAUCCUUGUCCCUUCAAAGACGCAUCGGCAAGAUGAGAAAUCAGCUUUGGUGAAGAGUAUAUUGAGAGGUAUAGAAAGGUCAGGUGAAUGGGGGGUUGAGGAAUUAUCAAUUUGGGAUGGACACGGCUUGAUACAAUCUGUUUUACCGAAUCUAAUGAAAACCUUGUCCUUAAAUAUCACUCAACAUAAUCAUAACAAGCUACCACCUUCACCACCUUCUACGCCGCCCAAUGAACCUACUCAGGAUAUGACAUCUGAUGAAUAUGAAGAGGAGAUGCCGGUAUCACCUUCACCUCAGCGGAAACAGGGUAAGAGUCUGGUGAGAGAGACCAGAGCGGGUUUGGUGUCGGUGCCAGGGUUGGGUGAUGAAGUGAGGAGUGUAACGAUCUAUCCAGGUCCCUCAUCGAAUAGAAGUCUUAAAAUCCAUUUCUUACCUCCUUCAGCCUCUGACGAGGUGAUAAUUAAUCUUACGAAACGAUAUGUGGAGAGGAAAAAGGAUGUUUCGGAAAUAACAGUUAGGAAUGUAGAUAGGGAUAUCAAGGAACAACUUCAUUUCACCUCUGGCCCGGAUCUACUCUUAAUCCAUCAUCUCUCACCUCCCUCUAUAUGGAAAUCAUACUUACCUAGAAGUCCACCUGAACUGUGGGGUUACCCGUUCUGGUCAUUAAGAAUAACAGAGAUAUAUCAAUAUCCCUCUCCUCUUCCGUUACUACAUCACCUCAACCCCCUCAUCCUCUCAUUCCGCUCAUCAUCACUUCCCUUCCUACGUAAAUUAGGUUACUCAAUUGCUUUGCCUGUGAAUAUAAAUUCGGAUGGAUAUGGGAUAUUGCAUAGGGAAGAAUGGAAUGGGGCGAUGGAGGCAUGGUCAAAGGUUGAACAGAGAUUAGGUAAAUAA
Molecule: messenger RNA, 1074 nt
Organism: Kwoniella botswanensis
Lineage: Eukaryota; Fungi; Basidiomycota; Tremellomycetes; Tremellales; Cryptococcaceae
Exons: 5
Coding region: 1-1074 (357 amino acids)
Cellular component (GO): endoplasmic reticulum membrane; dehydrodolichyl diphosphate synthase complex
Molecular function (GO): ditrans,polycis-polyprenyl diphosphate synthase [(2E,6E)-farnesyl diphosphate specific] activity
Source: RefSeq, a predicted model, not a curated record